Salvia hispanica is the source of this 2397-nucleotide messenger RNA. The record is from RefSeq and is a predicted model, not a curated record. NCBI's taxonomy places the organism in Eukaryota, Viridiplantae, Streptophyta, Magnoliopsida, Lamiales, Lamiaceae.
AAAUCGUCGGCGAAAUCCAUCGCUACCGAAUUCAGCGAAAUUGGGAACUAGGGUUCCAUCUUCUCUUAGUUGGGACCAAAAUUAAAGUGGGUUUCUUGAUGCAAUCGAGCACAAUUUUCCCGCCAUUCCGAAAUCAAUUAGAUGCAACCCUUUGCAGUCUCUCACAUCUCCGGAAGAUUCAUCUCUCAGCUACUAAGCAAACGCCCCGGAAUCUCUCAAAUUAAGCAGAUUCACGCGCAGAUCAUCCUCCAAUCACUUGCAUCGACGCGCCUCUCUUUGAUUGAUUCGCUCAUUCACUGCUAUCUUCACUCCAAGAGCCUCAGCUCCGCGAGAAUCUUAUUCGAUAACCAUCGGUCUUCACCGCCCCCGCCGGUUCUGCUAUGGAAUCUCGUGAUGCGCGCUUACUCGAAGCUCCGGAACUCUUCAGAGCCCAUCAAUCUUUUGCGUCGAAUGAUAGACGCUCAAGCGAAACCAGACGAGUACACAUUCACUUUCGUGAUCACUUCCUGCGCUCAUCAAGAUACGGUUUUGUGUGGCCAGGUCGUUCAUGGAAUGGCGGCAAAGAAUGGGAAUUUAUUGAACUUAUACGUGGCUAACUCUUUGAUUGGUAUGUAUGCUGCUUUUGCUAGGGUGGAUGAUGCGUGUGAGGUGUUCGACGGAAUGUCUAAAAGAGACGUGUUUUCAUGGACUAGUUUAGUGUCUGCGUAUGCUAAGAAUGGAGAUAUGUUUAAAGCAGGUGAGGCUUUUCGGAGAAUGCCGUUGAGAAAUGAUGUUUCUUGGGCUGUAAUGAUUUCGGGUUUCGUUAGCUCUGGAAUGUACACUGAGGCCCUCGGAUAUUUUCAUGACAUGUUUCGUGAAUCCAACCCUAACGAAUCUGUUAUCGUCUGUGCUCUCUCUGCCUGUGCUAAUCUCGGGGCUUUCGAUCAAGGGAAGUGGAUCCAUGGCUAUAUCGAUAGUAAUCGGGCUUUGCAAAGUUCUAAUACUAUGACAGCACUCAUUGAUAUGUAUGCCAAGUGUGGGAGGAUAGAUUGUGCGUAUCUUGUUUUCGACAAGAUCACGAAACGAGACAUUCACAACUACACUAGUAUGAUAUCGGGUUUGUCUAUCCAUGGGCGUGGCGAGGAAGCUGUACGCGUGUUUCAGCGAAUGUUAUCUGAGAAGCUGAAACCUAACGAUAUCACUAUUUUGGGGGUUCUCAAUGGAUGCAGCCAUUCAGGCCUUGUGCAGCAUGGCUCGUUGAUAUUUUACAGCAUGGAGAGUUCGUGGGGGGUCGUGCCAAAGAUUGAGCACUAUGGUUGCUAUGUCGAUCUGCUUGGCCGUGCUGGCUAUCUGGCUAAGGCGUUUGGAAUAGUCAAGCCCAUGCCUAUUAAUCCCGAUGUGGUUGUAUGGAGGGCUUUACUCAGUGCCUGCAGAAUCCAUUCGAAUCUGAGUUUUGGAGAGCGCGUAAUCAGUUAUUUAGAGCAACUCGACUGUGGUAGUUACUCUGGGACUAAAGUGCUGCUUUCAAACUUGUAUGCUUCUCUUGGUAAAUGGGGAAAAGUCUCUCAAGUUCGGAAGAUGAUGGGAAGGCAGAAGAAUCCAGCAGAUAUCGGAUGUAGUUGGAUAGAGGUGGACGGUGUUGUGCAUGAGUUCCGAGUUUCUGAUGUGCUUCAUCCUCAGAUAGCUGAGAUUCGGGAGAAGUUGGGUGAGAUAUUGAAAAGAGUUGGUUAUGCUGCUGAUGCCACACGUGUCUCGUUUGAUCUAAGUGAGGAGGAUAGAGAGCAAGCGGUGGCUUGGCAUAGUGAGAAGCUAGCAAUUGCUUAUGGGCUGAUGAAUACUGCUUCUGGUGCUUCGAUUCGAAUAAUGAAGAAUCUGAGGACAUGUGAGGACUGCCAUGCUCUUCUGAAGGCCAUCUCCAAAGUUUAUUACAGAGAAAUCAUAGUUAGAGAUCGUGCUCGUUUCCAUACCUUUAGACAAGGCAAGUGUUCGUGCAACGACUACUGGUAGUACUCGGUUAUCUAACAUCAGAAAUGGAGAAUUAUUGCACUUCAGCAAGAUUGGUGACUGGGAAAACUUUCCUAAUUGGUGAUAAGUUAUUAAUGUUUAUCUUGUGGAGUGACGAACAAUAUUCGUGAUCUGGGCUUCGUAGAUGAUGCUAUGAGUUGUUUGGCACGUUUACAACGACGGUCAGUGAAUCGAGAAAAGGGCAUCUUGUGCAGUAACCAAAGGUAGAUUGAAAAACAUUAUCACUGCAUUAAGCUUGCUCUUGAAAUUUUGUGCUUUUCCACUGAAGAAUGUUAUGACAAGAAACACAUUCUGCUCUUUGUGGAUGAACUCAAUGUAGAUUAAUGUUUUAAGUAAUUCUUAAAAGAUUUUGAGAGGCAGAGUUUAUAUAUGUACAUAAGCUGUUUUAAAUUC